This is a messenger RNA of Rana temporaria (common frog), 1162 nucleotides long. RefSeq lists its product as uncharacterized. Lineage: Eukaryota; Metazoa; Chordata; Amphibia; Anura; Ranidae. Bases 101 to 1147 code for a protein of 348 amino acids. The transcript has 4 exons. The record is from RefSeq and is a predicted model, not a curated record.
AAACAAAUCCAACAGUUCAGAAAAACAGAAACAAACAAAGUAAAGAAUCUCAUAGUGCAGAAGAAGCUUCCUGAGAGUGGAGGCUCCACCAUGAGCAGCCAUGGAUAUCCAAUCCCUGACAGCGACCGUUAGGAGCUUUAGGUUCACAGACUCAGAGAAAGCCAAGCAUGGAUAUAAAAGAAUCCUCAUCCAGCUUUUCGGAUUUUUGGGCCAUGGAAAAUCAUCCUUCAUCAACAGCUGUAGGUACGUCAUGGACGGCGGGGACUAUGUGAAUCUUGCCGGGGCAGACAGUUCUGACGCGGGACGGACCACGGCACGGAUAUCCUACAAGCUCACCGAGGACAUCAUUCUAGUGGAUAAUCGGGGAUGUAGCACUAUGAACAGCCAUGAGACCGGAGAGAUCUUCGCUCAGCUCGCUAACUUGCUCCCCUUGGAUCAGGAAGUUGAAUGGAGCACGGGCUUCCGGCUUGUAGACAGAAUUGUGGAUGCUGAAACUGAAAUCCAGAAAUCAGACUUCAUCUUCCCUGUUUUCCUUUACAGCGUAAAGAAGGGGAUUUAUGAAUCAGAUAUUGAAGAUUUAAAGCAAUUGCUGGACACAGCCAAGAUGCUAACAGGAAUUUUCCCUUUCAUAGUCCUGACACAUAAGACACACGGAGGAAUGUCGAGAAUCGAGAGACAAUUUCAGGACAUGGGCGCGGAAAGGGUUUUCGCCCUUGAAAACUACACCCCCGAGGAUCACUUCAAAACCAGAGGGAGGCACGAGGACGUGCUAAAGUUUUUCCAUGAAAUCAUCAAAGAGGCUCAGUUCAAGGUGGAGCAAGUGUGGGAUCCGGCGCAAGGGUUUAAGGAACGCAAGCAGUUUGUUCUAAAGUUUAUCUAUGAGCGGGAGAUGAAGAGCUAUCGGGGCCAGCGAGAACAGAAGACACAAGCUGAACAGACCUACCUAGUCAAGCGGUUGGAAAGUCUAAAAUUCCGAUCAGAAGUUCAAAGACAAGAGGACAAAAGGUACUACGAUGCGGAGAUGAAGAAGAUACAGGAGCAAUUUGAAGAUCUUAGGAGGAGCGACGCUCUGAGAUUUGAGACGGAGAUGAAGGAGUAUCAGAGGAAACUUGAGAAAGCUAAAAAGAAUGAUUGUAACUUACAAUAAACAUUUUCAGGCUGA